Salvelinus namaycush (lake trout) is the source of this 1267-nucleotide messenger RNA. Its product is annotated as rotatin-like. Bases 1 to 786 code for a protein of 261 amino acids. Lineage: Eukaryota; Metazoa; Chordata; Actinopteri; Salmoniformes; Salmonidae. The transcript is spliced from 9 exons. The record is from RefSeq and is a predicted model, not a curated record.
AUGUACCAGGUCCACUCCGAGAGCGAUGGGAACGACAAACAUCCGGGGACUGUGGCGCACAGGGUCCAGCCGCAGCUGGGCGAACCACCAUUGCAGCCUGCAACCUUCCUAAUGGAAAACCUUCUGGUGAGAUGUCCCAGAACUCGUCUCUGUCCUACUCCCAGGAGGUGUGUGGAGGAGGGGGACAGCGCUCCCUGGUCUCGUCCCCAAGAGAGUGCUCUCCUCGGCCCUCUGUGGUGGGGCGCACCGGCCAGAGACCCAGAGUGGACAGACAAGAUGGGGAUGCUGCCUCCAACCGCGAGUGUGUAUUCCGGGGUUUGUGUGAGCUGCUGUGUGAGACGUUGGUCCUGCUCAGAGACACUGGUCUGGGACGACACCAGCCUGAAGCUGCAGGUCUGGAUAGAGACACUGGCUGACAUCAUGACCUAUCACCAAAGCUGUUCCUCAGACUUUCCUGAGAGCUCAUUGGUCCACCACAGACUGGCCUAUGUAGACACCGCCAUAUUCACCAUCAGACUGCUGCAGACCAUCCUGGCCCUGGAGAAGGUGUGUGUUUGCCUCUACAGGUCAGUGAUAAUCUCUGUGUCUGGACCGGCCCUUCAGUCUGGCCUAUCUCAGCAUGGCGGAGGCUGCCAUGGCCUACCUGGACCAGGUGAACCCUCUACAGAGGCCAGCUGCUGUCUGAAUGGAGUCUACCAGUCUGUCAAGGAGACACAGCAACAGAGAGAGAAGAACUGGUUGGAGUUAUUGGAGCUGACAGACCAAGCCAUAGAUGACCUUCCAUAGCGCCAACACCUGCCUGUCGUCAAGGAAUGCUCCUACUUCUGGACGUUUGAGCAGGCCAGUCCACUGCUUCAGACAGAGAGCCUGAAGAUCUUAUUGAAGCUCCUGUCCCAUCCCCUCCUCCCUGUCAAGACAGAGACCUACACCUGCCCUCUCAAUGUAGUCAAGGUAACGUCAACCCUUUAGAGGACUGUCUGAUAUCGGUAAUACUGUAACUCUGUCUGUAAUGCUGAUACUGGCAGGACACAAUGUCAUAACAGUACUAAUGCUUUUGACCUUUUAACUCUUUAUGUGAGGUCAUCCGGUAAGCCUGUUGUUAACCUUUGACCACUCUAGGAGUGUCUGGGGGUUCAGAACAUGGCCAAGCCUGUGUCGUCAGUCUGUGGUGGGAUUCACUUCCUCCUUCACCCCAAAUUCCUCUGCCAGAUCAGCGCCUUCGUACUUCAGGACCCAACUGGGGAGGUUGUGUGUGUGUGUGUGUGUG